AUGCUACGACCACAAGCCAACAGAGCUCGCGACCUCGUAUCGCUAGACGGUGUUUGGAACUUUGCACUAGCCAACUCUCAUGACAUCGAGACUGAGGAAGCAUGGAAGAGGCGAAUUUCGCCAGAGCUUCAAGUACCUGUACCAGCCAGUUAUAACGACAUCUUUGCUGAUGAGACCAUUCGUGACCACGUCGGUUGGGUCUACUAUCAGCGUCAAGCAGUUAUUCCCCGCGGCUGGGUUACACCCCAACGUUUCUUUCUACGCGUAGAUGCUGCAACCCACCACGGUAGAGUUUACGUCAACGACAAGUUUGUCGUCGAGCAUAUCGGCGGUUACACCCCGUUUGAGAUCGAACUCACUGGACUUGUCGAGCCAGGGUCGGAGUUUCGUCUUACAGUUGCGGUAAACAAUCAACUCACUUGGGAGACGAUACCUCCAGGUCGCGUUGAGGUUCAAAGCGAUGGAACACGGAAACAGAGUUACCAGCACGACUUCUUCAACUACGCUGGACUGGCACGCUCUGUCUGGCUUUAUUCGGUACCAGAGGUCUUCAUCAAUGAUGUUAGUGUUGUCACUGACCUACUUGAAGACGGCACUGGCAUUGUCGACUUUGACAUCCAGACCUCUGGCGAUCUGCAAACUGGCACAAGAUGGCGCAUCCUGCUCGACGACGAAGAGGACACAACUGUUUGCCAGGCCAAUGAGCCCCGGGGCAAGCUUGAGGUCAAGAACGCUAGACAUUGGGCACCUGGUGCUGCAUACCUUUAUCAACUUCGGGCUCAACUCGUACACGGUGAUCAGGACGAGAUUCUCGAUUCAUACAACCUUUCCGUAGGCAUCCGUUCAGUUCAGGUUCGAGAUGGCCGCUUCCUUAUCAACGGGAAACCGUUCUAUUUUACUGGCUUUGGCAAACACGAGGACGGACCUGUUCGCGGACGUGGUUAUGACGCAUCUUAUAUGAUACAUGACUACCGUCUGAUGAAGUGGAUCGGUGCUAACUCAUUCCGAACCUCCCAUUACCCUUAUGCAGAGGAGGUUCUGGAGUAUGCUGAUAGGCACGGCGUUGUUGUUAUCAACGAAACGGCUGCCGUUGGUCUGAACCUUAAUAUCGUCUCGGGUAUGUUUGGCAAUAAACAACUUGCGACAUUCUCCCCAGAUACAAUGAGUAGCAAAACCCAGGCUUCACAUGAACAGGCUAUCCGCGAGCUUAUCAGCCGGGAUAAGAACCACCCUUGCGUCGUGAUGUGGAUGCUGGCAAAUGAGCCUGGGGCCAGCGAGCAAGGAAGCCGAGAAUACUUUGAACCUCUUGUCACAUUGGCGCGUUCACUGGACAGUCAGAAACGACCCAUGUGCUACUCUCACAUGAUCCACUCCAAGCCAGACACAGACCGUAUCGCAGACCUAUUUGAUGUAGUCUGUAUGAACCGCUACUACGGCUGGUACACACAGACAGGCAACCUGAAAGCCGCAGAAGUUGCCCUUGAAGCUGAGCUGCGCAGUUGGCAAGAAGCUUACGCUGCCAAGCCUAUAAUCAUGACCGAGUAUGGUACCGACACAGUCGCAGGCUUGCACACCGUUUGUGAUGUUCCAUGGACAGAGGAAUAUCAGGUUCGCUUCUUGGAUAUGUAUCACCGCGUCUUUGACCGCAUUGAUAAUAUUGUUGGCGAGCACGUGUGGAACUUUGCUGAUUUCCAGACAUCGGCCAUGAUCAUUAGAGUUGACGGAAACAAGAAGGGUAUCUUUACCAGGGAUCGCAGACCCAAGAGUGCAGCCCAUGCUCUUCGUGCUCGGUGGACAGGGCCUGUUGGACGUCGCAAAAUAGAGGGGACUGACCGCCAAGGCUAA
Fusarium venenatum is the source of this 1845-nucleotide messenger RNA. Its product is annotated as glycoside hydrolase superfamily. Gene Ontology annotation, biological process: glucuronoside catabolic process; carbohydrate metabolic process. Gene Ontology annotation, molecular function: beta-glucuronidase activity; carbohydrate binding. The record is from RefSeq and is a predicted model, not a curated record. NCBI's taxonomy places the organism in Eukaryota, Fungi, Ascomycota, Sordariomycetes, Hypocreales, Nectriaceae.